Camelina sativa (false flax) is the source of this 891-nucleotide messenger RNA. RefSeq names its product abscisic acid receptor PYL2. The record is from RefSeq and is a predicted model, not a curated record. Lineage: Eukaryota; Viridiplantae; Streptophyta; Magnoliopsida; Brassicales; Brassicaceae. Gene Ontology annotation, cellular component: cytoplasm; nucleus. Gene Ontology annotation, molecular function: signaling receptor activity; abscisic acid binding; protein phosphatase inhibitor activity. Gene Ontology annotation, biological process: abscisic acid-activated signaling pathway.
GGGAUAAAAGAACACCCAAAGAUUUGUAUGAAUAUAAAAACGCACAGCUACCAAAAACAGAACUUGUCUUUUAUUCUCAUCUCUUUCACAAACCCCCCCAAUCUCCAACAAGAAGAGACCUCUCUUUCUUCCUCUCUCUCUCUCUCUCUCGUAUAACCCUAAUUCUCUCCACCACAGAAGUCACACGUGUUAUCUCUCUUCAUCACCAUGAGCUCCUCCCCGGUCGUGAAAGGCCUGACCGACGAGGAGCACAAAAACCUCGAACAGGUUAUCAAAACUUACCAUCGGUUCGAACCAGACCCAACUACUUGCACUUCUCUCAUAACCCAACGCAUCCACGCUCCCGCCUCCGUGGUUUGGCCUCUCAUCCGCCGCUUCGACAACCCUGAACGCUACAAACACUUCGUCAAAAGCUGCCGUCUUAUCUCCGGCGAUGGAGGCAUCGGAAGCGUCCGAGAAGUGACCGUAAUCUCCGGCCUCCCAGCGUCCACCAGCACCGAGCGGCUAGAGUUCGUUGACGAUGAGCACCGCGUUCUGAGUUUCAGGGUCGUCGGUGGCGAGCACCGGCUCAAGAACUACAUAUCAGUGACGUCGGUCAACGAGUUCUUGAAUCAAGAUUCAGGUAAGGUCUACACGGUGGUUCUUGAAUCUUACACCGUUGAUAUACCCGAGGGAAACACAGAGGAAGACACAAAAAUGUUUGUGGACACUGUCGUCAAACUCAAUCUUCAGAAACUCGGAGNAGAACACCCAAAGAUUUGUAUGAAUAUAAAAACGCACAGCUACCAAAAACAGAACUUGUCUUUUAUUCUCAUCUCUUUCACAAACCCCCCCAAUCUCCAACAAGAAGAGACCUCUCUUUCUUCCUCUCUCUCUCUCUCUCUCGUAUAA